Molecule: messenger RNA, 1279 nt
Organism: Oppiella nova
Lineage: Eukaryota; Metazoa; Arthropoda; Arachnida; Sarcoptiformes; Oppiidae
Source: the annotation of a GenBank genome assembly
AAAAACUUGUUUAUUAUGAAUAGACUUCAAGGCAGUGAUGGACGAGAAGUAUUUCGGACAAUACCAGUGCUUCAAGUGCUUGAGGACCUGGUUCUCAGCCCAUUCGUGGCUGGGUUUUGGCCAAAAGUGUCGCAAAUGUCAUAUAUCUACCGACGCCCACAAACUCAGACUUCUGGAGAGACCUCAAGGGAUGGAUAAGAAGAAUGACAAACGCAAGGGUCACGAGUCAUCCCUGUGCUCCCGGUGCCGGAAACUGGGCUAUAAUUGUAGCAAAACGCGUUGGGGCUACCCGGGUUAUCCCAACCACUACUACGAGAAUAUACAAUGCGUUUGGACUAUAAGUGUCGCCCGGAAUCGGAAUAUAUUCUUGAGUUUCGAUGACUUCGAGACCGAAAUAAACAGCGAUUUCCUCGAAGUGUUUGACUGUCCGACUGAUGGCUCAUGCGAUCAAUUAAAUGCUAAUUUCACGGGAAAUACGAUUCCGGCAAAUGUCUCAUCAGUUAAUAGCAGACUGUCCCUCAAGUUUACAUCGGAUCACAACGGCAUUAGAAAGGGCUUUAAAAUCUCGUAUAAAACUAAACAAUUGGGCGAUUGCGGCGGAAACCACACGAAACCAAACGGCGAGAUAACUGUGAAAACAAUGAAUAGUGAAUGCGUUUGGAGUAUAACUGUGGCUAACAAUCGGAGUAUUGUGUUCACUGUAAAGGAGUUGUAUUUAAGUCGAGGUUUUCUCACUGUUUAUGACGGAAACAGCGAUAAAAGCACUUCAAUCGCACAAUUAAGAGGCAAUUUGUCCAAUAAACCGGGACAUAUAGUCUCAUCGGGCAAUCAGGUGCUAUUGAAACUGGAUCAAACAGCGGUUGGCAGCUUUUUGUUAAGUUACGAGACUGUGCAACAUGGUUGCGGUGGUAUCUUAAAUGACAAUAUAAUUCCAAGUUACAUAUACAGUCCAGGUUACCCUGAUCACUAUUACGAGGGCAUGAACUGUGUGUGGAAUAUACAGACAUCUUAUGUCAAGAAUAUAUUCCUAAUGUUCAAUGAUUUACAACUGGAGGAUAACCACGACUUUUUACUCGUAUAUGAGGGAAAUGUUAAACAAUGUGAACAACUGCCCAGUAACUUUAAUCCUUGUAAAUUGGUUGCCAAUUAUACCGGUGAUACCAUUCCCGCUAAUAUGCUAAUCACCGAUAAAGAGGUGUCCAUAAGACUCAUUACGGACCACAAUAACGUUAAGCGAGGUUUUAAUAUCACGUUUGAGACCGAGGACAUGGGUGAGUAA